Molecule: messenger RNA, 1459 nt
Organism: Triticum urartu
Lineage: Eukaryota; Viridiplantae; Streptophyta; Magnoliopsida; Poales; Poaceae
Cellular component (GO): nucleus
Source: RefSeq, a predicted model, not a curated record
CCGUGCCCGACACAGACCGCCCGGGAACAAAACGAGCGCACUACAAACCCUGCCCACGCGGCCGUAGAAAAUCCACCCCCGUUCCCGCACAGGCCAGACCUGGCUGAUUGACUUUUCGGUCCCGGCUGAGCGAGCUCACACACCCACACACGCUCCGCACCCCGUCUGCCUCACAUGUGGAACCGCCCCCACCCCCUCUCACACUCCCGUCCCGGUGCCCUCUCCCCACUCCUCCGCGUCCUCCCCCGCGCCGUCGCCGGGCCGCCGCCGCCGUCCGAGCACGACCGGAUCCGGGUGGCGCCGCCUCCGCGGAUGGACGCCACCUCGCCGUCGGGGCGCCCCACCACGCCUCGGCGGCAGCUGCAGCUGCAGGGCCCGCGCCCGCCGCGGCUCAGCGUGCGCCCCGAGUCUCACGCCAUCAAGAAGCCGUCCGGGGCGCCGCCGCAGGCCCAGGGGCAGGGCCACGCCCGGCGGGAGGAGAAGCAGCAAGGCCAGCCGCCGCGGGAGCCGGUGAUCAUCUACGACGCGUCGCCCAAGAUCAUCCACACCAAGCCCAGCGAGUUCAUGGCGCUCGUGCAGCGUCUCACCGGCCCCGGCUCUGGCGCGCUCCCCUCCGAGGCCCAGACCCAGGACUACCAGAUGGACGAGGCCGUGCCGGGGCAGUCCUUCCUGCCGCCGGAGCUUCUCCUCUCGCCGUCCGCCGCGAUGUCCCCGGCCGCGAGGCUGGCUACCAUCGAGCGGUCCGUCCGGCCGAUGCCCGCGCCGACGCCGGAUUACGUCGACUUCAAUAACUACAGAUUCGACGACGGCGGCCUCGCGGCGGUUCUCGGCGCGGGUAGGCCAGGGCCCGGCAUCCUCUCCCCUUUGCCGUCGUCCCUGCCGCCAGCCGCGGCGUCCGUGCUGUUCUCGCCGCUGCCGUUCGACCCGAACGGCCUCAGCUGGCUGAACGAGCUGAGCCCCAUCCUCCGAGCGGCGUCCACCGGCGCCGGCUCCUCAGGCAGCGGCAGCGGCGGCGGCGGGACUAGCAACGGCGGCGCUUACCGGCAACCACAAUCCUACUACUCCGACCCCUUCGUCCCGAGCCCCCGCAACCUCCUUGCCACGCCCACCGUGCCGUCGCCGCGAACCUUCGCGGAGCUCAUGAGCAACCUGCCAGAUCUCUAGGCCGCCGCCUCCGUCAAAGACGGCACCAGCGGCCGAAAUUUCUCUUUUUCUUUUCUUUUUUGCUUCUCCAUUUUUGGGGGGUUAGGCGCAGCCCGGUGUGGUGGGCCCCCGUAGUGAUGACAGGUUAAUUAGCGAAAAAUUAUCCUCUGGGUUUUAUUAAUUCUUGCUGGGCAACCACUUGCCCACUAGGCAGCGAGGAAAGGGGGAGGAAGGGGAGGAGAAAGCAAUGCCUAAAGUCAGCAGUGGUAGCCGAGGAAAUGAUUGUUUGAUAAUGCACCAUGACUUUAUUCUUUUA